UCCGCCCUUCACCUCCGCCCCCCUCGUUCCGCCCCUCGCUGCGGCUGCGCGUAGCGGGGCGGCCCUGCUGGGCUUUCUGCCCGUCCCGGGGCGGCCUCUACCCGCGGCGCCAUGCUGCCCAACACGGGGAAGCUAGCAGGAUGUACUCUCUUCAUCACGGGGGCAAGCCGUGGCAUUGGCAAAGCCAUUGCUUUGAAAGCUGCCAAGGAUGGUGCAAAUAUUGUGAUUGCUGCCAAGACAGCUGAGCCCCACCCUACUCUCCCAGGGACCAUCUACACUGCUGCAGCAGAGAUUGAAGCAGCUGGAGGAAAGGCUUUGCCAUGUGUCGUUAAUGUGAGGGAAGAACAGCAAAUUAUUAAUGCUGUGGAGAAAGCUGUGAAGACUUUUGGAGGGAUUGAUAUUUUGGUGAACAAUGCAAGCGCCAUCUCUUUGUCUGGCACUUUGGAAACAGAAAUGAAGAAAGUCAAUCUUAUGAUGGAUGUCAAUGUACGAGGAACCUACCUUACGUCUAAAACGUGCCUUCCCCACUUGAGGAAGAGUAGGAACCCCCAUAUCCUGAACCUCAGUCCCCCUAUGAAUCUGAAUCCUGUGUGGUUCAAAAAUCAUUGUGCUUAUACCAUUUCUAAAUAUGGGAUGUCCAUGUGUGUCUUGGGAAUGGCAGAAGAAUUUAGAGGAGAAGUUGCUGUCAAUGCGUUAUGGCCUAAAACAGCCAUACAUACAUCUGCUAUGGACAUGCUGGGAGGAGCUGGAAUAGAAAAACAAUGCAGGAAAACGGACAUCAUUGCAGAUGCUGCAUAUUGCAUUUUAACAAAACCAAAAACUUUCACUGGAAACUUCAUUAUUGAUGAAGUUCUACUGAGAGAAGAAGGAGUUAAGGAUUUUGAUGUCUAUGCAAUUGCACCAGGUCACCCUCUGAUGCCUGACUUUUUCUUGGAUGCUGAAACUGAUGCGACAGCCAUGCAACAUGGUGCUUCUCAGGCUUCCAAAGAGGAGGAGAAGUUAAGUGAAGAAGCAGCUGGAGCCAAGGAUCAUGCAGACAAGGCCCAGGGCCCUGUUGCAGAAACAUUCAGAGUUAUUCAGGGAUCCCUAAAUGAGGAGUUUGUGAAAAGUACCCAGGGAGUCUUUCAGUUUGAAUUAUCUGGUGAUGGAGGUGGUACUUGGUACAUUGACCUGAAAACCAAGGGUGGCGGUGCUGGCUUUGGAAAGCCUCCAGAAGCAGCUGAUGUGGUUAUGAGCAUGUCAAGUGCUGACUUUGUGAAAAUGUUCAGAGGUAAACUAAAGCCAACUCUGGCCUUCAUGACAGGAAAAUUGAGGAUUAAAGGUAACAUGGCGCUAGCUAUAAAGCUUGAGAAGAUGCUGACACAGCUGAACUCUAAACUGUGAGGGGAAACCCAUACUAACAGAACAGUGGCCUUUCAUAUAUUACUGCAAUAAAGUUUUUAAAUGGUAGUCCUAAUGCAAUAUAAGUAUGUGAAAUUUUUUUGAGAAGAAAUAAAUCCAUCUGAUUAAGACAA
Molecule: messenger RNA, 1514 nt
Organism: Calypte anna (Anna's hummingbird)
Lineage: Eukaryota; Metazoa; Chordata; Aves; Apodiformes; Trochilidae
Gene: HSDL2
Product: hydroxysteroid dehydrogenase like 2
Exons: 11
Coding region: 112-1383 (423 amino acids)
Cellular component (GO): mitochondrion
Source: RefSeq, a predicted model, not a curated record